GUUACGCCAAGGGAAGCCCGGACUCUAGUCGCUGCUCCUACUCAGUCUCUCCGCCGGCUCCCGGCCCCGCUGAUCCCAGUUCUGUGGCCCGCGGUUCGCCGCCCCGCAAGCCGCCACGAUGCCGGUGUUUCAUACACGCACGAUUGAGAGCAUUCUGGAGCCGGUGGCGCAGCAGAUCUCGCACCUGGUGAUUAUGCACGAGGAGGGCGAGGUGGACGGCAAAGCCAUCCCUGACCUCACCGCGCCCGUGGCCGCCGUGCAAGCGGCCGUCAGCAACCUCGUCCGGGUUGGAAAAGAGACUGUUCAAACUACCGAGGAUCAGAUAUUGAAGAGAGAUAUGCCACCCGCAUUUAUUAAGGUUGAGAAUGCUUGCACCAAGCUUGUCCAAGCAGCCCAGAUGCUUCAGUCCGACCCUUACUCAGUGCCUGCUCGAGAUUAUCUAAUUGAUGGGUCAAGGGGCAUCCUCUCUGGCACAUCAGAUCUACUCCUUACCUUCGAUGAGGCUGAGGUUCGUAAAAUUAUCCGAGUUUGCAAAGGAAUUUUGGAAUAUCUUACAGUGGCAGAGGUCGUGGAGACUAUGGAAGAUUUGGUCACUUAUACAAAGAAUCUUGGGCCAGGAAUGACUAAGAUGGCCAAGAUGAUUGAUGAGAGACAGCAGGAGUUGACUCACCAGGAGCACCGAGUAAUGUUGGUGAACUCAAUGAACACUGUGAAAGAGUUGCUUCCAGUUCUCAUUUCAGCUAUGAAGAUUUUUGUAACAACUAAAAAUUCAAAAAACCAAGGAAUAGAAGAAGCUUUGAAAAAUCGCAAUUUUACUGUGGAAAAGAUGAGUGCUGAAAUUAAUGAGAUCAUCCGUGUAUUACAACUCACUUCUUGGGAUGAAGAUGCCUGGGCCAGCAAAGACACUGAAGCCAUGAAGAGAGCAUUGGCCUCCAUAGACUCCAAACUGAAUCAGGCCAAAGGUUGGCUCCGUGACCCCAGUGCCUCCCCAGGGGAUGCUGGUGAACAGGCCAUCAGGCAGAUCUUAGAUGAAGCUGGAAAAGUUGGUGAACUUUGUGCAGGCAAGGAACGCAGGGAGAUCCUGGGAACCUGCAAAAUGCUAGGGCAGAUGACUGAUCAAGUGGCUGACCUCCGAGCUAGAGGUCAAGGAGCUUCACCAGUGGCCAUGCAGAAAGCCCAGCAGGUAUCUCAAGGUCUAGAUGUGCUCACAGCAAAGGUGGAGAAUGCAGCUCGAAAGUUGGAAGCCAUGACAAACUCAAAGCAGAGCAUAGCAAAGAAGAUUGAUGCUGCUCAGAAUUGGCUUGCAGAUCCAAAUGGUGGACCUGAAGGAGAAGAACAGAUCCGAGGGGCUUUGGCUGAAGCUCGGAAAAUAGCAGAAUUGUGUGAUGAUCCUAAAGAGAGAGAUGACAUUCUUCGUUCCCUUGGAGAAAUAUCUGCUCUGACUUCUAAAUUAGCAGAUUUACGAAGGCAGGGGAAAGGAGAUUCCCCAGAGGCUCGAGCAUUGGCCAAACAGGUGGCCACGGCCCUUCAGAACCUGCAGACCAAAACCAACAGGGCUGUGGCAAACAGCAGACCUGCCAAAGCAGCUGUCCACCUUGAGGGCAAAAUUGAGCAAGCACAGCGAUGGAUUGAUAAUCCUACAGUGGAUGACCGGGGAGUCGGUCAGGCUGCUAUCCGGGGGCUUGUGGCUGAAGGACAUCGUCUGGCUAAUGUCAUGAUGGGGCCUUAUCGUCAAGAUCUUCUUGCCAAGUGUGACCGUGUGGACCAGUUGACAGCUCAGCUGGCUGACCUGGCUGCCAGAGGGGAAGGGGAAAGUCCUCAGGCCAGAGCACUUGCAUCACAGCUCCAAGACUCCUUAAAGGAUCUGAAAGCCAGGAUGCAGGAGGCUAUGACUCAGGAGGUGUCAGAUGUUUUCAGUGAUACCACAACUCCUAUCAAGCUAUUGGCAGUGGCGGCUACUGCCCCUCCUGAUGCACCCAAUAGGGAAGAGGUAUUUGAUGAGAGGGCAGCAAACUUUGAAAACCAUUCAGGAAGGCUUGGAGCUACAGCAGAGAAGGCGGCUGCUGUUGGUACUGCUAAUAAAUCAACAGUGGAAGGCAUUCAGGCAUCAGUGAAGACUGCUCGAGAACUCACACCCCAGGUCAUCUCAGCUGCUCGCAUCUUACUGAGGAACCCUGGAAAUCAAGCCGCUUGUGAACAUUUUGAAACCAUGAAGAACCAGUGGAUUGAUAAUGUUGAAAAAAUGACAGGGCUGGUGGACGAAGCCAUUGAUACCAAAUCUCUGUUGGAUGCUUCUGAAGAAGCAAUUAAAAAAGAUCUGGACAAGUGUAAGGUAGCCAUGGCCAACAUUCAGCCUCAGAUGCUGGUUGCUGGGGCAACAAGCAUUGCUCGUCGGGCCAACCGAAUCCUGCUGGUGGCGAAGAGGGAGGUGGAGAACUCUGAGGAUCCCAAGUUCCGUGAGGCUGUGAAAGCUGCCUCUGAUGAAUUGAGCAAAACAAUCUCCCCUAUGGUGAUGGAUGCAAAGGCUGUGGCUGGAAACAUUUCUGACCCUGGCCUGCAAAAGAGCUUCCUGGACUCUGGAUAUCGGAUCCUGGGAGCUGUGGCCAAGGUCAGAGAAGCCUUCCAACCUCAGGAACCUGACUUCCCACCUCCUCCACCUGACCUUGAACAGCUCCGACUAACAGAUGAGCUUGCUCCUCCCAAACCACCUCUGCCUGAGGGUGAGGUCCCUCCACCCAGGCCCCCACCACCAGAGGAAAAGGAUGAAGAGUUUCCUGAGCAGAAAGCCGGGGAGGUGAUUAAUCAGCCAAUGAUGAUGGCUGCCAGGCAGCUCCAUGAUGAAGCUCGAAAAUGGUCCAGCAAGCCGGGUAUCCCAGCUGCUGAGGUGGGUAUAGGAGUUGUAGCUGAGGCAGAUGCGGUUGAUGCUGUUGGGUUCUCUGUCCCCUCUGACAUGGAAGACGAUUACGAACCUGAGCUACUGUUAAUGCCAUCCAAUCAGCCUGUCAACCAGCCCAUUCUGGCCGCGGCUCAGUCCUUGCAUCGGGAAGCUACCAAGUGGUCUAGUAAGGGCAAUGAUAUCAUUGCAGCAGCCAAGCGCAUGGCUCUGCUGAUGGCUGAGAUGUCUCGGCUGGUAAGAGGGGGCAGUGGUACCAAGCGGGCACUCAUUCAGUGUGCCAAGGACAUUGCCAAGGCCUCAGAUGAAGUGACUCGGUUGGCCAAGGAAGUUGCCAAGCAGUGCACAGAUAAGCGGAUUAGAACCAACCUCUUACAGGUAUGUGAGCGAAUCCCAACUAUAAGCACCCAGCUCAAAAUCCUGUCUACUGUAAAGGCCACCAUGCUGGGCCGGACCAACAUCAGUGACGAGGAAUCUGAGCAGGCCACAGAGAUGCUAGUUCACAAUGCCCAGAACCUCAUGCAGUCCGUGAAGGAGACUGUAAGAGAAGCAGAAGCUGCUUCAAUCAAAAUUCGAACAGAUGCUGGAUUUACACUGCGCUGGGUCAGAAAGACUCCCUGGUACCAGUAGGUACCCAGCCAAACCUGGCUGGUACGGAAACCCCUACUGAAAAGAAGAAUAAUCCGAGUUCCAGAAGCCAUCUGGAGUUGCUGGGGGUUGAAAGCUACAUCCCAGCCUGACAUAUCAGAAAGGAAUGGGGUCUCUUCACAUUACAAACCAUUUAUACUCUUUGUCAUGGACACUUUGAAAUAUGUCUCCAUAUAAAUUCUGUAUUCUCAAACACAGUUAAACUCAUGUAUACUCUGUCUCAAUAGGUGGACUGGGUUUCUAGCCCAUGGACUUCACAUAAGCUCAGAAUUUAAGAGUGAAAACACUAGCCAGACACCCUAGGGGACAUUUCCCUCUUGUUUCCUUUACACCAGCCAGUCAGUUAAGAAAAUCUCUCUGCUUCCAAAAAAUUGUUUGGGCUUUCCAUGUUGCUGCUGACCCCGCCUGCCCUGGGUUGUGCUACCUGGGUCCUUUUCAGAAGUGAGCUUUGCUGCUGCAGGAAAAGGUAGCCUUUGGGAACCCCAACAUAUAGGCCUGGAUUCAUUUCCUGCCUCUCUCCAAUUUAAUUCAAGUUUCCACACACUAGCAAACUUCACUAUCAGGAGGAAAUCACAGAAUCAUGAUUCUGUCUUUAUUAUGCCUCUGAGCAAUGUCUGUGCUAAGGAAACUUCUUGUCCCAUGGCAGUCCUCAGCCUGCCAAGGUAACCAUCCCAUGAAUACACUGUGUGCCCUGGUGCUCUCUGUCACUAGAGGGGCAGAGUAGCCAGAGUGUGGCCCUGCCCAUCUUCCCAAGGGGGUCAUGCCCAGGUGUUCCAUGCUUUGUCACUGCCUGCAAAGUCUGUGCUGAGGACUUAUCAUUCAUUCUUAGCUCUUUAUUGUUCUUUUUUAAGCUGAAAUGCUGCAUUUAAUUUUUAACCAAAUCAUGUUCUGGCUUUUGUAGUCUUCCCCUAAACCCUUCCUAAAUAAGAUUUUUAAAUAUAUGUAGGUGUUCUUUCUUUUCUUUUUUGGGAAAUUGGAGUCUCACUAUGUUGCCAAGCCUGGUCUCAAACUCCUGGGUUCAAGGGAUACUACUGUCUUGACUUCUUGAAUAGAUGGGACUACAGGCAUAUGUCACUAUACUUCGGUUUGUAUGUAAUUUCGAAAGAUCCUUUUUAUCCUUUUGAAAUUCAGUUCAUAAGAAUUAGUACUAGACCUCUGAGAUUGUCUAAUGAAAAGGCAAUCCUGUUAAAGGACACUUCUAUCUAAGGGAGAGUGGUAUUUGCAGACUAGAAUUUGAAUGCUUCUGGGACUAAAUCAAUGGUAAAUACUCCUGGAAUUCCUACUUCCCUUCAACCAACUAAACCAAGCCCCUUUAUACUCUCCUAAAUAUAAUUGAAAAUAAUGAGCAUAAUAUUUAAUUAUCACCAUAGUAAAUUUCCUAUUAUGCAAAGUUAAAAGGCAAUUUUUCCUCCCUUCCCCCCGACACUUAUCACUGCUGCCGAAGCAUUCUCCAGCACGUAAACCAUAUUUCUUUCCCAACCCCAAAUGAAAAAAGUAAAGGAGUGAGACCCUUUGUGUAAAUAUGCUUUCCUUUCACCCCCAAUGUGUGUUAGAUCCCACCAUCAAAUGUAUAGCACUUGUCUUAAGGUGGUCCUGCACACUCAGGCUACCUCUAUUUCCUUUUAACUGAUAAAAGAUUAUUUUAAGGCCCUCAGCAUAUUUGUAUAAUUGCUUACCUGAUAUAAAUGCAAUAUUAAUGCCUUUAAAGUAUGAAUCUAUGCCAAAGAUCACCUUUUGUUUUACUGAAGAUUACUUAGAAGAAAUAAGAAAAAUCUCUGUUCUUCAAGUUCUUCUGGUGUUGAGACACUGGUUUUACACUUUAUGCCAGAUGUGCUUUUCUCUAACAACAGUGCUCAAGACACAGUGAAGCAAACAAAACAAAACAAAUCCCUGAAUGGUGGAGGUGUCACCACUUAAAAAAAAAAAAUACAUUUGUAAGCUAGGAUUUGUUAUAUGCAAAUAUUUUCUGCUUCCUCUUUUUUCUGUUUAAAACAAUAAAAUGCAUUUGUAUAAAUAAUGCUCUAAAGUUGGAUGUUAUUUUAGUAAGAACUUUUAGGUCAAGUUUUUCCUUUAUUUUUGAAGAAUAGCCAAUUAAACUAAUCCUUAAGACCUGGAAACUAAAGAUGUAGAAAUCGACAAUAGUAUUUUAACUUAACAAGGAUCUGUGUGAUAAAGGACAACUUUGGGGAUUAUAUACUAGAAGUAGCAGUGACAAAGGUUAACAGAAGGCAGAAAGCAGCCAGAUGAUAUAGAUCACCCACUGGUUGAAGAACUCUUUCUAUUUAAUAGGAAUGACCAUCACUAUCCCUUAAAAAGCCGACGUUAUUAAAUGUGCAGAACCACAAAUCCAUUUUUUUAUAUUCUAAAAUUCAGCAUAGGAAGGUUCUCAAGGACCUACCAGGGCUCUGGGGCAGAACAAGCUUUUGGAGACAUAUGCCUCUUCUUAAGCCCCGACUAGAUCAGUACUAGGAGAUUUUUAAAAAAUAUUUUUAAUUGUAGAUGGACACAACAUCUUUAUUUUUUUAAUAUGGUACUGAGAAUUGAACUCAGUGCCUCACACAUGCUAGGCAAGUGCUCUACCACUGAGCCACAAUCUCAGCCCACACUAGGAGAUUCUUGGACAGAGCUGGAACAUAACAGUUUUUGCCUGAUUUUUCUAGAUCUGCAAAGGUUAAAUAUCAUUAAAGGUUGAAAUGUGGGCUGAGGCUGUAGCUCACUGAUAGGCUGCUUGCCUAGCACGUGUGAUACACUGGGUUCGAUCCUUGGUACCACAUAUAGAAAUAUAAAGUCAUGCUGUCCAUCUACAACUACUUUAAAAAAAAAAAAGUGAUACUUAAAAGUGUUGCUAACUGCAUUUAUCACCUACCUACAAGAGC
This is a messenger RNA of Ictidomys tridecemlineatus (thirteen-lined ground squirrel), 6417 nucleotides long. RefSeq names its product vinculin (gene Vcl). Gene Ontology annotation, molecular function: structural molecule activity; actin filament binding. Gene Ontology annotation, cellular component: actin cytoskeleton. Gene Ontology annotation, biological process: cell adhesion. NCBI's taxonomy places the organism in Eukaryota, Metazoa, Chordata, Mammalia, Rodentia, Sciuridae. The record is from RefSeq and is a predicted model, not a curated record.